This is a messenger RNA of Megalobrama amblycephala (Wuchang bream), 839 nucleotides long. Its product is annotated as beta-microseminoprotein-like. The transcript is spliced from 4 exons. NCBI's taxonomy places the organism in Eukaryota, Metazoa, Chordata, Actinopteri, Cypriniformes, Xenocyprididae. The coding region runs from base 66 to 437 and encodes 123 amino acids. The record is from RefSeq and is a predicted model, not a curated record.
GUGAUCAUGUAGUUUGGCCAGAUGUUCCGCCCUCUUCUGUUUUGUUUAAAAAGACCCAAUGUGCUAUGACUGCAUUUCAUCGGACCAUCAUCUGUGCUGAACUUACAAUAAUGACAUCUUUGGCUCUGGUUUUGGUAUUUUGUGCCUUUGUCUCCUUAAGCGAUUCUUGUUACCGUGACCUUCUAAAACCAGGGGCAAAAUAUUGUAAGGAAGGCUAUGCUAAAUCCCGGCAUCCAAUAGGAAGUGCUUGGACAAACGACAGAUGCACCAGAUGCACAUGUUCCUCCACAAUGAUGGAAUGCUGCGACACGAUGGGUAGAGUGAUAAUCAAGACUGAAGGCUGCAUUGUGAAGUAUGAUUACAGCACAUGCACAUUUAAAGUGUUUCAUCCAGAAGAUCCCACAUUUGGGUGUGGCUAUGGUGCUGUUCUAAAAUAAUUUCCAAUGACUGAAAAUACAAAUCAGUGAUGUGUAUGUAUUUUGACUAGAAUCAAUAUAAACUGCUUUUGGAUCCAAACUGGACUACCAAUUGUAAUUAAUUACACAAAUAAAAAAGGUUAAAUCUUGUUAACCAAAAGGUUUGGCAUUCAAGGCUUUCCUUCUUACUUGAAAAGAAAAAGCUGUUAUUUUUAAACUAAAGCUAAUAAGAGAACAUCUUAUAUCUGUAAAAUUUAUAAUGAAAAAGUAUGAAAUACAUUCCAGAUACCUUAUUGUUUAUGAUUUGAUUGUACUGUUUACUAAUUAACUGAAUUGUUAAAAUUACUAAAUUGAAUUAAGAUUUUUGUAUGUUUAUUUCAUAAUUAAAUAAAAUAAAAUAUUCUCAUUACACAUCACAAUAAA